Messenger RNA from Neltuma alba, 2118 nucleotides. RefSeq names its product disease resistance protein SUMM2-like. NCBI's taxonomy places the organism in Eukaryota, Viridiplantae, Streptophyta, Magnoliopsida, Fabales, Fabaceae. Bases 1 to 2118 code for a protein of 705 amino acids. The record is from RefSeq and is a predicted model, not a curated record. Gene Ontology annotation, molecular function: ADP binding. The transcript has 7 exons.
AUGGAAAAGGAAGUGGGUGCUGAAUUAGAAGGAGCCACAUUCGGAAAAGUUAUCUUUCUUGUUGUCUCUAAGCUUCCAGAUUUCAAAAAGCUUCAAGGUGAAAUUGCUAGGAAUUUGGAUUUGAAAUUAGAGAAUGGAAUGGAAGAAGUACCCCAUGACAAAAUAUUAACCAAAAUCAAAGCAUUAAAAGAAAAACUUCUUAUAGCACUAGAUGAUGUGUGGAUGGAGUUUGAUCCCACAAAAGCAUUGGGGAUUCCUCCUCCCCACCUGUACAAGGGUUGUACUAUAUUGACAACCACCCAGAUUAAAGAGAUUUGUACAGAAAUGGAUUGCCAAAGAAAAAGUUUGGCACGAAAUAUUGUGAAGCGUUGCCUUGGACUACCAGCUGUAAUUGUCGUUGUAGCAAGAUCAUUAAAAGGUCGACCUUCUAUGGUUUGGAAGGAAGCCUUGAGGAAUUUGCAAAGCGGUGAGCCAAUAUUUAACGUUCGUGACAAUGAUUUAAAAGGGGUCUAUGAAGGUUUGAAGUUGAGCUAUGAUAAUUUGAAAAAUGAAAAGGCCAAAAAGAUCCUGUUGAUAUCUUCCCUAUUCCCCGAAGAUUUUGAGAUUCCUAUGGAGUUUUUAAUCAGAAUUGGUGUAGGAAUGGACCUUUCUAGGGAAGUUGAUAACUAUAGUAAAAGAAGAAGAAAAGUACUUGAUACUAUAGGGGAACUCCUAGAUUCUGCUUUAUUGUUGAAUGCGGAGAGAGAAUGCGUAAAGAUGCAUGAUUUGGUUCACGAAGUAGCCUUAUUGAUAGGAGAAAAGGAUGUUCAAUCUGUCAUUGAAUCUAAUCAGCCUAAAAAGGGCUUGCAAUAUUUAUUUUGGAAAAGCAAUUCAUUUCCAAGACACUUUGAUGGUAGAAACCUUGAGGUUUUACUUUGGGUUCUAGAUAACUCAGAGGAUUUGGAAGUCCCUAAUACAUUGUUUACAAAGAUGAAAAAGCUUAGAGGACUAAGCAAUAUAUUAUUUGACAGCCACUAUAACCUUUGUAAUCUCAAGACCUUGAAAUUGGACGAGUGUCCAAACCUAACUUCAAUUUUCCUCCCAUCCACUGCUCAAAGUCUUUUGCAAUUGGAGGAGUUGAAAAUUGAGAGAUGUGAUGCAUUGGAACGCAUUGUGACAAGUGAAGAGGCUGAUGUUGCUGUUUCUACAAGGAGAUUGCUUGACGAAGGAAUCCCACAGGGAUUACUUGCAUCUAAGAAAUGGAUUGAUACUGCUUCUACCCUUGUGAGACAACUAGCACUCCAUGUUCGUCAUAUCAGGAAGAUGACACUUGCAUGUCUCUCUUCAAAUUUAGUAUCAACUUUGUUCACUUUAUCCAUGGCAUCAGUGAUAUCAUGGGAAGAAUUGACAAUUAUGGGUUAUGAUUAUAAAGAUGAAAUCAAUUGCAGUUCCAUUUUCCGAAAGUUACAGAAACUGGACAUCUCAUGGUGCGAGGACUUGGAAUUUUUAUUUCUGUCUACAAUAUCUAUAGAAAUUAAGAAUUUAAAGUCCUUGACUAUUGGUGAUGCUCCUCAACUAACAUAUGUCAUUGAGAAAUACCAGCAUCAGCAUUGUUUAUCCAAUCAAAAUAAGAAUGACGAGUGGCACUUUGAUCUCCCUGCUUUAGAGGCCCUCUGUUUUGGAGAUGAAUUAGAUGCAUCUGUAGAAGGAGUUCCUCCUUUUCUUGUAGCUCAAAGCCUUUUGGUGCAGUCCCUGAAGAAUGUUAGAGAAAUAGAACUUAAGAAAUCGCUAAAGAAUCUGGAAAUCGAGGACUGCAAGGAGUUGGAAUUUGUAUUUCAAUCAUCAAUACCUGGUAGUCUUCAAAAAUUGAAGUCUUUGACUAUUAGGGAAGUUCCUGAACUAAAAUAUGUUGUUGGGAACUACCAGCAAGAUCAGCAAAAUGAUGACCAUCAUUUCGAUCUCCCUGCUUUGGAAAACCUCACAAUCAUAGGUGCACUAGAGAUCAACAGCUUUUGUGCCAAGAAUUAUAAGAUGGAUCUGUCAUCUCUUCAGAAUGUUGUGAUGAUGAAUUGCAGCGUUAAAUCUUUUGAUGAUUAUGACAUGGUGAAUUUGACAACUACAGAGGUACACUCUCUUUAA